Molecule: messenger RNA, 1644 nt
Organism: Histoplasma capsulatum G186AR
Lineage: Eukaryota; Fungi; Ascomycota; Eurotiomycetes; Onygenales; Ajellomycetaceae
Product: DNA replication ATPase
Exons: 1
Coding region: 1-1644 (547 amino acids)
Biological process (GO): DNA repair; regulation of DNA repair; DNA-templated DNA replication
Cellular component (GO): nucleus
Molecular function (GO): ATP hydrolysis activity; ATP binding; DNA binding
Source: RefSeq, a predicted model, not a curated record
AUGGUCAUAUGUCCAAUUUGCGACAAGUCGGUGAAACAAAACAAGAUCAACGCCCACCUGGACUCUGGCUGCCAAAGCUUCGUGGACUUAGACUCAAGCCAAACCGAUGGCACCUCCCAAGGGCCUCAGACGCCCAUUCAUGUAUCAUCAUUUUUCCAGAACUCCGCUAGAAAGGCUGCUCCUCCUGAGACUGUAUCGAAAAUAGACAGCCCGGUAACAUCUUCCAUACCAACCCAAAGUCUCAAAGGGAAACGAUCGUUCACGGACCAUUGGGCCCCCGAACAAGCUCUGAACGGGCUCGGAAAUGCUAAGCCGAAUUUUUCGGAGGAGGACAGCAGCCUCGUGGUGAAGCGGAGCCGGACAUCUAAUGCCCUCGAAAAUGCGGCUCCGUUGGCAGAGCGUAUGCGCCCACGAUCAUUAGACGACGUCUACGGACAAGAGCUUGUCGGACCGUCAGGAGUACUUCGCGGGCUUAUUGAACAGGACCGGGUACCAAGCAUGAUACUCUGGGGUGGUGCUGGAACAGGAAAGACGACUAUUGCGCGCGUCAUUGCAAAGAUGGUCGGUAGUAGAUUUGUGGAAAUUAACAGCACCAACUCCGGAGUCGCGGAAUGUAAAAAGCUAUUUUCUGAGGCGAAAAAUGAGCUAAGUUUGUCUGGGAGGAAAACAAUCAUUUUUUGUGAUGAGAUCCACCGAUUUUCUAAAUCACAGCAGGAUGUGUUCCUCGGCCCCGUUGAGAGCGGCCAAAUAACUUUGAUUGGUGCUACCACUGAGAAUCCUUCCUUCAAGGUCCAAAACGCUCUCUUGUCACGAUGCCGGACGUUUACUCUCGCGAAGCUCACAGACGAGGAUAUCGUUUCGAUACUUAAUCGCGCACUGAAAGUUGAAGGCCCAAAUUAUUCUCCCUCGCCUCUAGUGGACGACGAGUUGAUCAAGUAUCUUGCUGCGUUCGCUGAUGGGGAUGCUCGGACAUCCCUCAACUUAUUAGAACUUGCAAUGGACCUAUCGCGACGUGAAGGAAUGACUCGGGAGGAUCUUAAAAAGUCAUUAACCAGGACCCUCGUCUACGAUCGCGCCGGUGACCAACAUUAUGACACUAUAUCCGCGUUUCAUAAGUCCAUUCGGGGCAACGACCCUGAUGCCUCUCUCUAUUAUCUUGCACGGAUGAUUCAAUCUGGCGAAGAUCCACUGUACAUCGCUCGACGCCUAAUCGUGGUUGCAUCCGAGGAUAUUGGACUAGCGGACAAUUCAAUGCUGUCACUUGCUACCUCUGCGUAUAUCGCCGUAGAAAAAAUCGGCAUGCCUGAAGCUCGUAUCAAUCUUGCUCAUGCUACCGUUGCUUUGGCCUUAUCUAAGAAAAGCACAAGAACAUAUCGAGGCCUUAGCAACGCGUUAGCAGUUUUAGAGGAACCCGGAAUGGCUGGUCUGCCCAUCCCCAUACAUUUACGCAAUGCUCCGACAAGGUUAAUGAAAGAUAUGGGUUAUGGGAAGGAAUACAAGUAUAAUCCGAACUAUGUUGAUGGAAAAGUCGCCCAGGUCUAUCUUCCUGAAAAGCUACUUGGCAAAAAAUUUUUAGAAGAUCGCGAUCUUGGGCUUCAGGUAGAUGCAGACCUUUCUGAUAGCGUUGAAUACAGUGGCGGUUGA